Strongylocentrotus purpuratus (purple sea urchin) is the source of this 1678-nucleotide messenger RNA. RefSeq lists its product as uncharacterized. NCBI's taxonomy places the organism in Eukaryota, Metazoa, Echinodermata, Echinoidea, Camarodonta, Strongylocentrotidae. The record is from RefSeq and is a predicted model, not a curated record. The coding region runs from base 229 to 747 and encodes 172 amino acids. The transcript has 4 exons.
GUCAACGGCGACACGUAACAAUAGGCUGGGCGCUGGCGCGGUACACAUGCUGUUUACAUUCUACACGUCGCAUCAACAUUGCAUGCAUCGGGGACGGACCGGCCUGGAUACACGCCACAAACAGCUUCAUUCAGGAAGAUUGCCUUGUUACACUGAAACAUCACAAAGGAUUCAGAAGCAACUCCCGUUUUAUUUAAUAUUUAAGUGAGAAAAUAUAAUAAUAACACCAUGAGUAACAUUGAAAUGUCAAACAGGGAUCCCUAUCCUUUCGAGAAGUUGGAGAAUGACACAAGCUUUUUUGGUACAAACGAAACACAGAAAAUGCCAUAUGGUGAACCAACACAUAUAGCACAGACCAAAGACCCAUGGCAGAGACUCAACUCAACAUGCACACUAGCUAGCUCAAGGCGAGAAGUGUAUCACCAUGAUCCAAAGGCUCCUAGAGAUAGUUUGGAUUUCAUUCUCAAGGCAAAUUAUGAUCACCAUGGUGAACUACUCAAGAAUAGAUCAGAAACACUUAUGCAACCUGAAACACUGGGCGCCAAUCAUGGACGUAUCCUGAAAAACCGAGUGCCAGAAAAGGUGGCUGAGCCUGUGUCGCCCACUGGCAAACUGACCAUUGUCAGCAUUCACACCCCAAAGAAAGAGAGCAUCCACAGUGUGAAAGGGGCCAUUGAGAGUCAUCAUACACCAGCUACCAAUCAAGGGUUCUCAAGAAAACAUGAUGGUGGUUUCUACACAACAUGAAAAUCAUAUCUAUUAUCAACCCUCUGUUCCUGUAUAUACUGAAUACCAAUAUGCUGGAAGCAUAUUUGUGAAAAACUUUCAAAUAUAAUAAUUGCGAUGCUUCUGUCUUGUUCUGUUCCAGUCUUUAUCUUGUUGCAUUACCUCAGUGAACUUAUACGAAAGUGUUAAACUUAUUUUUUACAUGCAAUACUAAUACUUUAUCCCUUUAUGACAAAUUAAUCAUGUUUUAAAUCAAUGCAUAAUUCAUAAUAUUAAUUUAAAUAUUAGCUAACAUUUGGUUGUGAAGCUGGUAUUCAGUAAAGCGAAUGUUAGACGGGGUAGAGAGACGCGGGAAGCUACUUUUGGGGUGGGGUAUAAUCUAGACCAAACUGGAAUGGAUGUGUAUGUAUCAGAUAUCUUUGUGCAAAUUCAAUUCAAAUUUGAAUAUUUAAAAAAUUGUAUUAUCUUCAGUGCCUGAAUAUAAGGAAUAUGAUAGUAUAGUUACAUUGAAUAUGCAGACAUUGUUUUAAAGUCCGUCCAUGCUAUAUAUCAUAUCUCCAAAAUAGAAAAACGAAGUGCUCAUCAGUCAUCUAUCUAGUGGAGUAUGAUCUUUUGUGUUUUUCACAUGAUGCCUUUGGAGUUUUUUGCUUUUUAUACAGUAUUUUUAUGGAAGAUAUAUUUUAUUGUCAUAUUACCAGUUAUUUAACUACAUCCAACAACAGACCACUUGAUUGUUCUUGUAUUGAAUAUUUAUGCAAAUUGUGCUUUUAAUGAUUGGACUAUUAAUCCCCUCUUAUCUUUAUGGUCUAUUUGGCUGAUGGAUUAAUUUUGUAACGCAUCUUGGUGAAAUUGAUCUUUGUAAACAAUAGUAGCUUUGAAUCAUGUCAUGUAAUUGAAUCAUGUAUAGAAAAUCUAUAGAGAUAGAGAGUAAUUAAAGUGAGAUGUAACAUAA